CAAAAUUUACUUGCUGUUGCCUUAGUGUAUUUCUCGGUGGACCCGAUCCUUGCCGCCAGACAACUGUUGAGUGAUCGUAUUCCCUUUGAGAUCAGACAGGAAGAAUUUUAAUCAUCUGGAUGGAAACCAUUACUGUCGUCUGGCAUUAGUCACAUGUCGUCAGGACUUUGCGUGCGCUGCUAGGAGCUGUUACAAGUUCGUAUUCCAGGGCAGUUUCCUGGCAAGUUCAGAGGAAACAAUAUGGCCAGUCCAGGGACAAUCGUUCUAAACACGUUCUUCGGUUGUAUCAGCGCAGUUACAAUCGUAGGAAACCUUCUUGCCAUCGCUGUCUUCGUCAAAGACGGAAAACUUCGAUCCACGGGCGAUGUCUACAUCCUCAACUUGGCCGUGGCAGACCUUAUGGUAGGGGCGAUCUCCAUGCCUUUUACUAUAGCGGAGAACGUGAUAGGGUACUGGCCACUGUCGCAGACGUUCUGUAAGGCGUGGCUACUUGUGGACUUCACGGCUUGCUCGGAGUCGGUACUGUCCAUGGUGCUGAUUAGCUUUGACAGAUACCUGCAGAUUGUGAAGCCACACAAGCAUCGCGCAAAGACUUUCCGAAUGAAGGUGGUUUUGCUGGCUAUCACGUGGAUCCUCGCGUUUCUGAUGUACGGUCCUGCUAUCAUACUCUGGGACGUUCUAACUGGAGUUAGCCCUAUCAAGGUGAAUCGCUGUGAAGCGGACUUUCCCCUACGAAGUGCCGCAUACACCUUUGCCAUGUCUUUCACGGAAUUUGUCGUCCCGUUCGGUCUGCUAUCGUACCUGUACGCACAAGUGUACUGGCACGCCAUUCGCUGGUUCCGACGCCGCCCGAGUUCCUCAGACGGCGGCCGAGGAAUCCCGACGGAGCUCGGAAAGAUGUUUCACCGACGACUGGCCGUCAAUUUGACGAUUCUUCUGUUGGUGUUCUUCGUCUGCUGGUGCCCCUACAUGGUUGGAACGAUGGUUCUGUCCCAGUGUACCUCAUGUAUAGACUAUCACUCUAUCGCCUUUGUAGCAUUGGAUUGGUUAUUGUGGACCAACUCUGCUAUAAACCCGUUCUUGUAUGCUUACUGCUCUCCGCGAUUUAGAGAAGGAGCCUCUCGUCUGUUACCCAAAUGCUGCAGGACACAAACGACGGGACACAUCUCACCGCAGCCUGUCUAA
Branchiostoma floridae (Florida lancelet) is the source of this 1185-nucleotide messenger RNA. Its product is annotated as octopamine receptor 1-like. NCBI's taxonomy places the organism in Eukaryota, Metazoa, Chordata, Leptocardii, Amphioxiformes, Branchiostomatidae. The record is from RefSeq and is a predicted model, not a curated record. Gene Ontology annotation, biological process: chemical synaptic transmission; G protein-coupled receptor signaling pathway, coupled to cyclic nucleotide second messenger; adenylate cyclase-inhibiting G protein-coupled acetylcholine receptor signaling pathway. Gene Ontology annotation, cellular component: membrane; synapse; dendrite. Gene Ontology annotation, molecular function: G protein-coupled serotonin receptor activity; G protein-coupled acetylcholine receptor activity. The transcript has a single exon. Bases 241 to 1185 code for a protein of 314 amino acids.